This is a messenger RNA of Melospiza melodia melodia, 954 nucleotides long. RefSeq names its product zinc finger protein 385A (gene ZNF385A). The record is from RefSeq and is a predicted model, not a curated record. Gene Ontology annotation, biological process: mRNA localization resulting in post-transcriptional regulation of gene expression; regulation of cytoplasmic translation. Gene Ontology annotation, molecular function: zinc ion binding; mRNA 3'-UTR binding. Gene Ontology annotation, cellular component: neuronal cell body; nucleus. Lineage: Eukaryota; Metazoa; Chordata; Aves; Passeriformes; Passerellidae.
AUGUCCCCAGCGCUGGGACCCCACACUGCCAAUGUCACCCGCAUGGCCAAUGUCACCCGCAGCCAGGCGGCCGCCCGCUACCAGGGCAAUGGGGCUAGCCAGGCCGCCGCCCACUACCAGGGCAAUGGGGCUAGCCAGGCCGCCGCCCACUACCAGGGCAAUCGCCACGCCCGCCGCCUCAAGGGCCUCGAGGCCGCCCGCGCCCGCCGGGGGGGGGACCCCGGGGAGCCCCCGGAGCCGCCCGGGCCCGCGGCCCCCCCGGGCGGGGACCCCCCCGAGCGCCCAGCCCCCGCCCCUCCCCCCGCGGGGGGGGCAGAGCCGGGGGGGGCGCGGGAGGAGGAGGAGGAGGAGGAGGAGAGGGCGAAGGCCAAGCGGCUGCUGUACUGCGGGCUCUGCAAGGUGGCCGUCAACUCCCUGAGCCAGCUGGAGGCUCACAACAAAGGCACCAAGCACAAGACCCUGCUCGAGGCCCGCUCGGGGCUGGGGCCCAUCCGCGCCUUCCCGCGGGGGGGGGGCUCGGGGGGCGCCCCCCCGGCCGAGGGUCCCGAGCGCUCCUUCCACUGCCAGAUCUGCAACGUGCGCCUCAACUCCGAGCUGCAGCUCAACAGGUCACAUCUCCAGCCGCCGCACCGGGACGGGGUGGCCGGGAAGCCGAACCCGCUCCUGGGGCGCCACAAGAAACCGCGGAGCCCCCCCGAGAUGGCGCCGCUGCCGUUCCCCAAGGAGCUGCCCAAGGCCCUGGCGGGGGGGGGGCUCCUCCCGCCCCCCCUGGCCCUCGCGGCCGCCGCCGCCGCCAUCGCCGCCCCCCCCCCCUGGCGCUGCGCCCCCCCGGGCCCGCCCCUGCUGCCCGCGCCCCCCCCUGGCGCCCGCCCUGCUGCGCCCGGCGCCGGGACCGCUGAGAGCGGGGCACGCGCCGCUGCUGUUCACACCCGUACUGACAGACUGACAGACUGA